AUGGGUUUCCCCGAAGAGGCGAUCGAAAUCGCCAUGAGCCAAGGGUGCACUUCGACAGCGGAGGCAGUCGACUUCAUCUGCAAUCGAUCAGCGUCUGGCAGAGCAACGACAGUCGCUCCACUACGACUCUCCAAAGGGGUUAAGUCUCAGUUUGGCCAAUCCAGCCUUGCUUCGUCCUCCUCACCUGUUCUCGACCUACCGCCUAAUCCGCCAUCUUCUUCUGGCGAACAGUCUCAGACAGCGGAGGAAGAGGCUGUGGUUAAAAGCCGCUACAAGAUCCUUCAGCCGUCGUUGAGCGCACAGCAGGAAGAGGCGAAAAAGUUGGCGGCGGAACUGCGCGAGGAGAAACGCCGAAAGAUGGAGGAUCGUGAAAGAGUCCUGCGUGAAAUUGAAAGGCAAAAGGCCGCCAAAGCAGAACACGCACAAACCACCUCAACUCAGCCUCCAGUGGCGAAUCCCGCAACCCCUACUGACGCAAAUGUGGAUGCGUCAUUUCAAAUCAAGAUCCGUAUUUCCCUUCCAACGGACUGGCGUCUGCCUGAGAACACUGAGCUAACCGUGGGUCGAUUUGAUAAGUCAGUGGCCACCUUUGGAGACCUGGAGGAUCUUGUUCAGACUUGUCUAGACGCAGUCACCGUUCUAGAUCACACCACACUAUCACUUCACCUGCCCUGCGUGUCCCUCUUCACAACUGAUUGGCCAAGACGUCGGCUUCAGGGCGACUCGAGGUCGCAAUUGUUGACGGACCUCGGUAUCGUGGAAAACAUGGGUGUUAUUGUGGUUCAUGACGCAAGUAUCUGUCGUGCACCGUCGGAGAGGGAAGAUCCAGCUGAGGAGGUCGAGCCAUCUGCUCCUGCCGAACCCUCCUCGCCUCCACCGUCUACUCCUCCUCCUCCUCAACAGGAACCAACUCAUCCAGACCCAGUCGAGCAUGAAGACGAAGAAGCCGAAGAUGCAGAGAAUGAGGUUGUGGACGCGGACUAUCGAUCCGUCACCCACACACCACAGCCCCCAUUUCGUGUUUCUCGAACACCAGGCAGGCCCGGCUCGGCCGCAAUUUGGCGCUCCUACAGACCACAGACUGCGCCCCCGGACAACGCACCGCCCGCAGCUGCACCGUCGACAGGAACCCUCAGCCUAGUUCGGCCCCUCAGGAAACUCUGCAUGGACUUCCUGGUUGACCUCGUCGAUCGCGCCGUCAAUGGGGGUCCCGGGAGUGACAUCCACGCCGCCCUGGAGCGUCUGGCGUCUGUGCCGGCGGACAGCGGUGUGCUGGGCACCACGCGGACCCUCCACUCACUGGCUUUCGCGUGGCCUGAGGCCCUGGGAGUGGCGUUCAUGCGUGAACUCUGCAGCAAGGGCCUCUUCAACGUGCGCUCUGCCUUCCUCCUUCGAAAUUGCGUGUGCUGCCUUGAUUUGGACUACUACGAUUUGGUGACAAGCGACCUGGUAAUCUGUCUCACUCGUCACUGGCCUGGUUUGGUGGAACUCCGCCUGAAGGGACUCGGAGCGUUUCAGGUCUCGAGUUACGCCAUCGAACAGAUCGGCAGACUUCAAAAUUUGCAAGUGCUUCACUUAGACGGCUUGGAUGGAGUCAACAAUUUCACGAUUCCUUCUAUCGCAAGCCUUCCGAAACUGCGUAUCCUACGAGUUGCGUCUACAAAAAUCUCGGACGCGGGUUGGCGGGAUCUUGCUUCGCGUCUGGACGACGACACUGGCGAAGCCUUCGUUCCCGCGCCGUUGCGGUAUUUAAACAUUUCGGCGAUUGAGGACUUCACCGACGUGGGUCUUGCUGCUGUCGUCCGACUUUUUCCCCAACUGAAAGGGCUUGUUAUCGCCAAAACCGAGGUAACGGGUAUCGCCCCCGUGCUUUCCCAAGCCCCUCGGUUAGCCUCCCUGCUGCGACUGGAUGUGAGUGGGUGCGGGCGUCUCCUGCAAAUCCCACCCUGCCUCCUUCCCACCUCACCUGUGCUGGCUCGUGUUGAGCUGAGGGGCUGUGAUAGGAUUCGCGUCGAUCGGGUGCUCAGUCAAUUGGGCGGACAGCCAAUUGAAAAACUGGACGGCUUUCAUUGCUUGCCUAAACUCACCCGCGAGCAUCUGCAGUGUUUGGCAAAGAAGAAAUUUCCACUUCGUGAGCUGGAGCUUUCCAGUCUGCCCACAGCAAAUCUGAAGCUUGCUGAUCUGUCUCAAAUGUUGAGGGAUCUUGAGGUACCCAGUCUCUCGCGUCUCCUCCUGCCACUGACACCGUUACCUGUCGAAGGUGAAGAAGAUUUGGCGUUUUUCAUGGAUGCCUUGUCCGGUCUCACUCAGCUCACAUAUCUUGACUUGGGCGACCAGGCAGCCAAGUUAACCCCUGAUCAACUGUAUUCCCUCGGACAGCGACUUUGUCUCUUGACAUCUCUCGUAGCCAGGAAUUUAUCGGCCGAACAGGAGAGGCGUUUGUUGGCAAGUCUGCCUCAGAUAUGCAAAAUGAGGGUUACCUACACGACAGACGCGUAA
Mesocestoides corti is the source of this 2499-nucleotide messenger RNA. The record is from the annotation of a GenBank genome assembly. NCBI's taxonomy places the organism in Eukaryota, Metazoa, Platyhelminthes, Cestoda, Cyclophyllidea, Mesocestoididae.